Molecule: messenger RNA, 6048 nt
Organism: Stegostoma tigrinum
Lineage: Eukaryota; Metazoa; Chordata; Chondrichthyes; Orectolobiformes; Stegostomatidae
Product: deoxycytidine kinase 2-like
Exons: 7
Coding region: 152-1168 (338 amino acids)
Cellular component (GO): cytoplasm; mitochondrion
Molecular function (GO): deoxynucleoside kinase activity
Source: RefSeq, a predicted model, not a curated record
CUAUGUGAAGAGGUCGUUUCCAGCAUAGAGGAAGCGAAGUGAUCGAACAGCUCUGUGCUUUGGCGGAGUCGUUCACGCAGCUAGCGAUCGUGGACGAGAACAUGAUCUGCAGCAUUAUGUGUGCAGCAACACUUGUCAGAGCGCAGUUAAAAUGCCUCUGCACUUCAGAUCUCUAACGGGACUGACACGCGUGAAUUUUCCGCAAUGCCGAAUGCUACACAGAGACGGGUUUGAUCGCUGCUUGCCGAGUUUAUUUCCUGACCCAGAGAAGGUUUUACAAACCCGGGGACGGAGGUUGGCUUUCACCGUGAACUCUCCCUGGAAGCGGCGCGAUCAGGUUGAGCUGAUGAUGGGAACAGAAGCUGCUCGGAAACGCGUUUGCUCCAGAACUGUGGCUGUUGAACUUCACAGUAAAAGUCGGGCAGUGACCAGGAUUUCAGUGGAGGGCAACAUUGCUGUCGGUAAAUCCACAUUUGCUGCACUGUUGGAGCAGGUGGCCAGUAAGCAAUGGGAAAUUAUUCGGGAGCCCAUAGCCAAAUGGUGCAACAUUCCAACAUCCAGCUGCAGUGAGGAGGUGUCUUGCACACAAAAGACUGCUGGUAACCUACUUCAGAUGCUGUAUCAGGAUCCCCACCGUUGGUCCUAUACCUUUCAGUCAUACUCCUGUAUGAGCCGAAUCAAGGCCCAUUUGGCACCAGUAUCUCCCAGACUACUAAAUGCAGAACAACCAGUGCAGAUAUUUGAAAGAUCAGUCUACAGUGAUAGGUAUGUAUUUGCAUCCAAUUUAUAUAAAAUUGGUUGGCUGAAUGACAUUGAAUGGACCGUCUACCAGGACUGGCACACUUAUCUUCUCAAUCAGUUUGGUAAUCGAAUAGCUUUGGAAGGAAUUAUCUAUCUUCAAGCAUCUCCUGAAAAGUGUUUGGAACGAUUACACCGAAGGGGUAGAGAUGAAGAAAAGGAAAUUCAACUGGAGUACCUGGAAGAGCUCCAUUUACAACAUGAAAACUGGCUCGUGAAACGCUGUACAGUACUGCACUUUGAACAUCUGAGGAACAUCCCAGUGUUGGUGUUGGAUGUCAAUGAGGAUUUUGAGGAUGAUAAAACGAGACGAGAAAAGCUGUUCGAAGAAGUGAAGAAGUUUGUGAACAGUCUGAAGUUGGAAAAAUGAAACACCCUUGUCAUUUUAAGAAAUUCCCUGAGUAGGAGUGAUGUAGAGUGACAGAAGACUCGGUGAUUGGGAUAAUCUUUUUAGUGUUAGUGCAUUGUUCAUUUCAAGCUCUCUUCCUUAUUUAAAUGCCUGUUACUAAGCUUGAAAUAUGCAGAAAUUAAACUCUUAUCAUGCUGACAUAUUCUCUACAGAAACAUUGCACAGUAUUCUCAUGAUGACACAAUCGAUUGGAAACCACAAGUGUUCUGGUCUCUUUGAACUAAAUAUUUUAUGCUUCAGUCUGUUCAUCCUGUCCAAUUUUGUUUAUUUUUGCUAUAAACCAUCACAACUAACCCAGGAUAAAAGCUCAUUUUUAACUUUUGCUGUUGAUUCUUAGUUUGCGGCUGAGGAUUGUGCAUCAUUAUAAUUUACUCAAUAAAAAUGCAUGGUGAAUCACUUAGGAGUAACUUUUUAGUGCCGUAUCAUCAAGUAACAGUCAAUCUCAUGUGAAAAUUUGGUCUGAACAUUUGGCCAAAAAAAUCUUCGUUUUUCAUUUUCCUCUUUUAAAAAGUCAACUGUCAGUUUUCCAAAGACACUCUGUUCGGAUUCUGCUCCUUUUUUUCCACCGUGCACUGAGAGUAAUGGAACACAGGCCAGUAUAUGAAGCAGCAGUUUUGUGGUUUACCUGAAUUAGUGCUUGAUUAAAAUAGAGGGCAAUUUCUCCACUGAGGUGCUUUGCAAGUUUUUGUUUAAUUUCUCUUAGAAAUGGCAGAAGGAAGAUUGGGGGAAAACAAACUCCAGAAUCAGUGUCAAUAGCAUGUGUGAGCUGUGAGCAAAUUGUUUAAAUUCCUCAAACUGAUCUAAGCUCACUGAUCUGUCAUAAAUAGUCCAGAGGCCCUACAGAAAAAGAAGGAUUAUUGACAUCUUUACUGAAAGAGUUUGCUGAAGAGGUGACAAAGUUGGACAGAUAAGUCGACGGAUGUUGUUACAUAGACUUCCAAAAUUAUUCUGAUCAAGUCCCUCACAAGUAACUGUUAGCUAAGGUGGAAGCCCACAGAAUUGAGGGCAUAUUACUGAUGUGGAUAGGAAAUUGGUUGAUUGUCAGGAAACAGAGUUGGAAUCAUGUUUAAGUACUGAAGUUGGCAAUUCGUGUUAGUGUCUGAAUUAUUCACAGUAUUCAUUUAACAAUUUUGAUAAUGGUAUAAAAAGUCAAAUAUCAAAUUUGCUGAUGACACAAAACUAGGCAGCAUUUUAAAUACUGUCAAUGGCAGCAUAAAAUUACAACAGGUAAAAUUACAAUUCAUAAUUGAGGUGAAUGGACAAGGUUGUGGCAGAUGGAUUUUUAGCUAAGCAAGAGGUUAUCUGUUUUGGACCUAAAAAGGAUAGGUUGGGUUAUUUUUAGAAGGCACAAAGUCAAAUACAGUGGAUGCCUAACAAGAUUUAGGGGUUCGGGUGCAUUGCUCUGUAAAAUGUCAUAAACGGAUACAGAAAAUAGUCAAGAACGCUAAUGAAAUGCUGGCCUUCAUAUUUGUGGAGCUGGAAUAUAGGAAUAAGAUGUUAUACAAAAACCUAGUUUGACACCACUUAGAAUACUGUGAGCGGAUCUGAGCACCACACUUUAGGAACGAUAGUUUGGCCCUGGAGGGAGAUCAGUGUAGUGUAAAUCAGCGAUUAGACAAAUUUGGCCUUGAGACUCCAGAAGGGUGAUUUAAUCACGGUUUUGAGGUUAUUAACAGGGAAAGACUUUUGAGUAGGAAUGAUGUAAAGUGGUAAAAGACUUGGUGACUGAGAUAUCCUUGUAGGUUUUAGUGCAUUGUUCACACCAAGCUCUAUUCUUUAUUUAAAUAGGAUUGAUAUGUCUGUUUCUUAGGUUGAAUUAUGCAGAGUCAAAGAAUUUGGGCCAUGUCAUUCAGGGGAGAUAUUAGAAAGUACUCAAACAUAGAGAGUGGAGGAUGUUUGGAACUCUCAUCCUCAAAAGGUGGUUGAUGCUAAUUCAGUUGUUUGUUUUUAAAUGAGGUCGAUAGAUUUUCAUGAAGCAAGGGCAUCAAGGAAUAUGAGCCAAAGGCAGACAUACAGAGUUAGGCCACAAAACAGCCACAAUCUUAUUGAGUGGCACAGUAAGCUCAAGGAGCUGAAUGGAGUACUCCUGUUCCUCUGUUCUAGUCCACUUACUUCUGAGUCAUGUGUGUCUGAGACUGAAACAUAAAAAAAUGUAGCAUGUUCUUUGCUUCUGUAUGAGCCCUGACCUUCAAAGUAACACCUUUUGAAAAUAUUAUUUACGUAAAAACUUAGCCCUUAACUUUUUUAGUGAAUAAGGAGUUUCACAUUUCAUUGUUAGAUAAGAAUGUGCAACAUGUAUUUUGACAAUAUUUUCUAUUGUUUAUUGGCUUAGAUUUCAGUUUUGACUGGUUCAAAUUAAGGUCAUGUCUAAGCUUUCUCAUCAGUUCAAUGUUUGUAUUUAGAGUCAGAGAUAUAUGGCACGUAAACAGAUCCUUCAGUCCAACUCAUCCGUGCUGACCACAUACCCUAUGUAAAUCUAGUCCCAUUUGCCAGCAUUUUGCCCAUAGCCUUGUAAACCCUUCCCACUCAUAUACCCAUCCAGAUGUCUCUUAAAUGUUGUAAUUGUACCAACCUCCAACACUUCCCCUGGCAGCUCAUUCUGUACAUGCACCACCCUCGGCACGAAAACAUUGCCCCUUAGGUCCCUUUUACAUCUUUCUCCCUCACCCUAAAUCUAUGUCAUGUAGUUUUGGACUCCUCCACCCCAGAGAAAAGACCUUGGCUAUUCACCCUAUCCAUGCCCCUCAUGAUUUUAUAUACCUCUAUAAGGUCAGCACUUAGCCUCCGACGCUCUAGGGAAAACAGCCCCAGGCUAUUCAGUCUCUUAGAGCUUAAACCCUCCAACCCUGGCAAUAUCCUAGUAAAGCUUUUCUGAGCCAUUUUCUGGUUUCACGACAUUCUUCCUUUGGGAUAGAGACCAGAAUUGCACGCAAUACCCCACAAGUGCCCUAACCAGUGUCCUGUACAGCCGCAACAUGACACCCAGUGCCUAUACCCAAUGCACUGAGCACUGACCAGAGGCAAGCAUAUCAAACACCUUCGCUAUCCUAUCUACCUGCAACACCACUAAAAGUACUGCAGAUGCUGUAAAUCAGGAACAAAGACUGAAGUUGCUGGAAAAGCCCAGCAGGUCUGGCAGCAUCUGUGAAGCAAAAACAGAGUUAACGUUUUGGGUCCGGUGACUCUUCUUCCGUUUGUCAAUGUUUCCUAUAUCUGUUUCUUUUGGUGUUAUUGUAGACUUAUGGUCUUAAGUGUAGCUGAAAAGAGAGUAGCCCAUAGCUUUGGAGGUUUAAAAUAAUGUCUGUAAAUGUAUUAACUUGCUGUUACAGGUUGUCACUCCUGACAGUUACUCAAUGAUUAACUUAUUGUGCAGAAUCACAAUUCUUAGUUAUCAGCUAUAUGGAUAAAACCUGGGAGUGACUUCAAUGAAAGAAUUCUUUCAAAGCAAAGAUGAUGGAGUAGAAAAUCAAAUCACUUUGAAGAUUGCAAUUCUAAUUACUGUGUUAAAAAUCCACACUGUUACAUCCCUACAGUUAGAUGGUCAAGUGGAAUAUAUGGGAUGGCAUUAAAAUUGGACACAACAUGGUGGAAACACGGGUCAGUGGGCGCUGUACCUCCUUGCUUUUCACACAGGAUUCUGGACCCAGUUUGCAAAUGUGAAUAGGGAUAGGUAGUGGUUGACGUUCGUGUAGCUUGCUGGCAAGCCAUUUCCUUACCACAAUCCUGAAUCCUGACCAUUCUCUUUGAGUUCAGUUUGGCCAGAAGCAGCAGGAAGCUUUUUAAAAUCAAUCAAAGGCUAAUUAAGACCAUUGAUAAGUUGACUGGAAUUGUUCACAUGUAUUUUGGUCCCUCAGCCAUAUGGGAAGAAUGGCAGAUCUCUUUCAGUGGCCUCCCAAUGACAGAGCAGGGGCCCAGCAAUCCACAAUCACUUUAAGACCUCCUGUCCCAUCCCAAUGUAUUUAUCAUACCCACCUGGCCACCACUGUGGCCACAGGCUGCCCACCAUAAACCUCUGUUUCCACAACAAUGAAGAGGCCACUUUUUUUCUUCAGUUUUGUAAUAAGUGCAGAGAAGGGACCUGUUACCUGCAUUGGCAGGUUGCAAAUCCUUCAGUUCUGAGCAAGCUACAGCCAAUUACUUUUGCCUGACCACUGCCACUAUGGGUGCAUUCACACAACUUAGAAAGAAUGUUGAUGAGAUCUAUGACUGCCUCCCCUUCCUCACCCAUGUUUCCUUCUUAUGCCCUGAACAGAAUUGUUUCCACCCCUUCUAAGGCUACCACACGUAAACUUUAUUGAGCAAACAGCUGUGUCUAUCUCAUUUUCCUGUCCCCUGAUCCUGAUGCUGUAACACUCGAAUAUCUUGAGGAAAAUAAAGGGAUAUCAGGAGAAGUCCAGGUGCUGGUCUAAAGGUCAGCUCGUGCAGGCUUUCUCUCCCUUCAUGUUAGUCUUGUGGUCCAUUGUUUAGGCAUCACUGUCAGUUCAGCUACAGCAUUUUGGCAGCCUUGCAAGCAGGCUCCCUUCCAGUAAGAGAGAUAUUGCUGGGAAUCCACUAUACAUGGCAGGUUAACGGAUCAGGCUUUUCAUAGGGAAGAAACUUUGUUCUUGUGCUGUUUUGCUUCUAAAGGAAAAUGCAGCUGAUGAUUUUCAUAUGCUGUAUCUGUCUUCAAUUGUGAAACUGAAUAAAAACAGUAAACAUGAACAGUUACUUCCCAAGCAUUGGGAUGAAUUAUCAUUCAGUAUACAUGCCCUGACUUUGUUCCUUGCCUGUUGAUGAGACUGCUACAUCUCAUCAUACACAAUGUUUAACUGUUCAUAAAGUCUUGAUGCUUAUGUACUAAA